Messenger RNA from Antrostomus carolinensis (chuck-will's-widow), 1161 nucleotides. RefSeq names its product synaptotagmin-13. The transcript has 4 exons. NCBI's taxonomy places the organism in Eukaryota, Metazoa, Chordata, Aves, Caprimulgiformes, Caprimulgidae. Gene Ontology annotation, molecular function: calcium-dependent phospholipid binding; calcium ion binding; SNARE binding. Gene Ontology annotation, cellular component: synaptic vesicle membrane; dense core granule; axon. The annotation marks the transcript as partial. Gene Ontology annotation, biological process: calcium ion-regulated exocytosis of neurotransmitter; synaptic vesicle endocytosis. The record is from RefSeq and is a predicted model, not a curated record.
UCAAUGAAAACUGCCUCUUUGCAGCUCUCUGGAGAUUGCAGGCACCACAAGCACUCCUUCCUCUGCCUGACCUGGAGCAGAAACUCCAUCCUCAGGAUAGAAAGGUAGCCUUGUUGCCUAGCAAAGGUGGGAUGAUUUAUCUCUGUCUCUAGAUUGGUCCCUUUCUUUUGCUGCUCACGAGAAUUGUUUUCAGACUUCCAAAGAGAAUGAAGCCAGGCUAGAAAUCGGAGUGGAUGUGUGAAAGCUGCUCUCCCAGGGAGGAGAAGGAGUCACUGGGUCUCUGUGCUUUUUAAUCCUGUGCAGCUCAGGACGAUGGUUUUAUCUGCCCCAGUUAUAGCCCUGGGGGCUACCUUAGGGACUGCAACCAGCAUCCUUGCCCUCUGCGGUCUCACCUGCCUCUGCAAAUGCAAGCAACCUGGGAAAGGACUCUCAGAAAAGGACCAAGAGGAGGACACGGAGAAGCCCAGUGUGCUCCAGCCAGCCCAGCAAUUCAACGUUAAGAAAACUGCAGAGCCAGUCCAGCCUCGAGCACUCCUGAAGUUUCCCAACAUUUAUGGCCCCAAACCAGUAGUAACUUCACCUGAAAUUGUUAACUACACGCAGUACUCCCUGAAGACAACAGAAGAACCAGCUACUGGAAAGCAUACUGGUUUGGAUGAGAACAGGAUGAAGAUACAAGUCAACGAAGAGCUGUUUGUUCUCCCUCAAAACGGUGUGGUAAAGGACGUGUGUGUCACAGAGCACUUGAACCCUGAGAGGGCAGCCAGCUGUAACCAGGCCCCUGAGCUGCGCUACUCCCUUACCUAUGAUCAACAAAAAGCCGAGCUGCGUGUGGCCCUUCUGGAAGCUAUGCAUGGCAGAAUGAGUGGGGACCAAGAUGCUGGCUGCCAUUGCUACAUACUGGGCACACUGGUGAGCAAGUCUGGUGUUGCUGAGGCCCAGACAGAGCUGAAGAAGAAGGUGCUUCACACCCUCUGGGAGGAGAUCCUGCGGUUCCCGUUAACGGAGGAGGAGAUGCCAGAGGGGACACUGACUCUCACCCUGAGAAACUGCGACAAGUUCUCCAGACACAGCAUUGUGGGGGAACUCAAACUGAGCCUUGCUGACGUGGAGGAGUCCUUUGGGAUGGCCCAGUGGGAAAGGCUAAAGACCCCAGAGAAG